Saccoglossus kowalevskii is the source of this 907-nucleotide messenger RNA. RefSeq names its product sn-1-specific diacylglycerol lipase ABHD11-like. Gene Ontology annotation, molecular function: carboxylic ester hydrolase activity. Gene Ontology annotation, cellular component: mitochondrion. The record is from RefSeq and is a predicted model, not a curated record. Gene Ontology annotation, biological process: lipid metabolic process. Lineage: Eukaryota; Metazoa; Hemichordata; Enteropneusta; Harrimaniidae.
AAUGAUGGCGAUGAUCCUCCUAUACUCUUUCUACAUGGUUUAUUUGGUAACAAAUCUAAUUUUCAAUCCAUAGCAAAGCACAUCAAUAGAAAAACUCAGAGAAAGACAAUAACAGUUGAUGCCCGUAACCAUGGAGAUAGUCCUCAUAGCGACGAGAUGAGUUAUUCAGCCAUGACUGCAGACGUUCUUGCUUUGCUGAAUUCACUGAAAAUACAGAAAUGUGUGUUGACCGGGCAUAGUAUGGGUGGAAAGGUUUCCAUGGUAACAGCUCUUACAGAGCCCGAUGUCAUUGACAAAAUGAUUGUGGUAGAUAUAUCGCCGUCACCUAGUGCACGAUCCACUAUAGACUUUGACACAUACAUCAAAGCAAUGAGGAAUUUACAGUUUGAUCAUUCACUCCCAAGGUCUACUAUGAGAAAAUAUGCAGACCAGCAACUCAAGCCAUCUGUACCUAACUCCAGGGACAGGUUAUUUUUAUUGACUAAUUUCACUGAGAUAUCUGGACACUAUUGUUGGAGAGUAAAUUUGAAUGCAAUUGAAAGACAACUACGAACUCUCUAUGAUUUUGAUCAUUUUUCGUCAACAUAUGAUGGUCCAGCUCUCUUUAUUGGUGGGGGAAAUUCACCAUACAUUAGUCCAAAACACUAUCCUGAAAUCAAAAGACUGUUUCCCAGGUCUGCUGUUACACAUAUAGAGGGCGCUGGUCACUGGGUCCACUCUGAAAAACCAUGGCAAUUUAUUGAGACACUGAUAGACUUUUUAAAUGGCAGUCUGCUGCCAUCACAGUUCAACAGCAGAACUAAUCUGGAAAAUAGUAAAAUAGAAAUACCAUAUAUGGUCAAUAGGUAACAAUCCAAAUAUGGUAGUACUGUAAACGGGAUAAUUAUUCACUGGGUUUUAAUUUUUC